UGCCCCUUUUAGACACUGAUUUUUUUUCAACUAAUGUUUUUCAAGAGAGCAGAGCAGUGCCAGAGAGCAGAAUGUCUUCUCAAAGCCCUGAUGAAAAACUGCAGUACGGCCAACAGUAAGCAGUGUGUGCUGUUAUUGCAUGUUUCUGCCUACCCGCAGCUACGUGUUCUCACCCCUUUACCCCAUAGGCAUGGGCAGCUGAGAGGGAGAGGAUGAAUGAGCAGCUGGCCAAGAGACUUCCUUUGAGGCAGGUCAGUUAUGGGUGGGAUAGAAGUAAAAUAGUAAAUGGCUCUGGCUGAUCCUUUACACUCAAAAUUCCUCUCUCCUGUACUCUUUUCAUGCUGCCCAGGUGGAGAUAUUUUGAUCUGUGACCAUGCACAGAUUUGUGUAGCCAGAUUCUGAGAAAGGGAAAACCAAUAAUUAUUUAUUAAAAGAUAUUCUUUCAAAUCCAUUUCUACCUGUGUCAGGAAGAGAGGAAUAGCAGUGUUGCUUCCAAGAAGUAUACACUUUACACAGCUAGCAGGAUGCAUAUUUGUAGCUCCUGGGCAUCUGUUUGCAUAAAAGCACAAUAAAAUAGCCAUAAAUUGAUUUUCAAAUAAUUAAUUUAGAUUACAGCUGAAAGAUAUACUGGGGUGAUUUAUUGUAUUUGGCUUCACUGCUGUUUCUGCAGACAUGACUGGCAACAUAGCCUCUAAAUUCCAUUUUAAGCAAAACACAAGAAGCCGUACUAAAAUGCAACAGCAAAAGCAGCCAGUCAACCAAAAGAACAACUUUUAAUGUUCUUAAAGAUAACAUCCAGAGGUCGUAGUAUUAAUAAGACUAGAUUAAUACAUAGAGCCCUGCUUAAAACUUAACAGAAAUAGAUGGCAUUUUCCAGAGAGUUUGGUAUAAUAGAGAGUCCUUUGGAUUAAUUGAAGAUUAGAGUUUAUCAUGUCUGGAAUUACUUAGAACAGUGGGGUUUCAGCCAUUUUUCUUUGAGGCAUAGAAUAAUUUUUAACAGAGACAUGAAACUGAUUUAAGUCUACUGGCAAGAAGCACAUUUUGCUUAAGUAUGUUUAUGGACCCUUUAGAAAUAAUCCAAUUUCAAGUUUAAGAAUUAGGUUAAAAAUAGUUGCCCUCAAGAAUUUGUUUUAUAAAGGAUUUUUGUGUAUCUACACAUACACAUAUAUGGGUGUACGUAUUGUAUGUAUGUGGAUACACACACUUUUGCUGCUCUAUUAUGAAUGCAGCAGGUAUAUAUAUCCAGUUAUGCUUUUGCAGUACUUGGGUUCUGCCUUCUGCUGUUUUGAAUGAACAGUGGAAAACAUAUACCAGAUUUUAUAAGGGGAAAUUUGGUGCACCCACUGCCUUCUACACUUUCUCUUAUCCCUGCCUCUCAAUGUAAUUUGUAAUCUAUAGGAAGAGGGAAUCUUGGAAGGAUUGUGUUUGGGUUUAUGCAUCUGUCAGCAAUAGGAAUGUUCAUCCCAGGUGCAACCUUCAGAGCCCAAGGCCAGAGUGGGAUAUGGUGUAAAUCAGUUAAUCUCCAUUCCCAAACAUUCUAAUCAGCAAUUAUCAGUCUAAAUGAAGAAUUAAGAUCAUUAGCACAUUCAUUAAUGACAACAACACAGCAUUAUGGAAAUUAACACUCACAGUCCCAGCUAUACUAAAGACUCCUGAGAAAUGUCUUUAUUAGUCUCCUGCUAAAUGUCAGACUCUAUUUUUAUGGUUAUUGCUGCUAUAGAUAGUGGGCUCAGUUCCUCCUCAUGUGGCGGUUGCACUAAUAAAUGUUUCACUUGUGUGAACGUUUUGACAUGGAAACAAUUUUCAGUCCAAUUCAAAAACCAGGAAGAGGUACUGCAGUGGGUCACGUGGUGCUUAGUUUUGGAUUUAUAAUGAGAUUGCCAACCAUAGUCUUGUGUGAUUUAGUGAUCCUGAUUUCCAUUGAAGCUCCAUCUGCACCUCCCAAAUUCAGUGUGAGACCCACCUCCACCCUCUUGACACUUCUGUGUUUUGCUGUAAGACUUUGCAUAUAAUCAACAGUAAAUAGAAGAAUCAUUGUCUUUGUGUAUAUUGCUAUUACAUGUGACCUGCCAGAUCUUUUGGUGAGGAUAAAGCUCCUGAAGAGAGUGUGUAAACCAACCCCACACCCCCAUCAGUUCCCCACAUGCUGGGGAUGGGAGAAAGGGGGCUAUGGGCAGCUGGCAGGGGAGUACCACGGUUUCUUUCCCUCCAUGAACACACUGGAGCCUCAGUCUGGUAUGGGCUGUGUGAGGGUUUGUGUAGCUGAAGGAGUAACAGUGCUGCCCAGAAAGGAUGGAUAAGGUGAAGGUGUCUUUAUUAUGGGGCUCCUGUGUUAUGCAGCGAUGUGUCUUUGUAAUGAGUGUAAUAAUAACACAGGACCUAGUUCCUGCUCAGUGCUGCUGCAUGGGUCACUGUCCUGAACUACAUAUGUAAGGUAUAUAUGUCUCCAUUUCCUUCUGAAAGAGAUAUAAAAGUCUGUUGCUGAUGCAUCUGAAAUGCAGAGGUGAGGUACUGGGGACAGGAAAGCAUCCUGCCUGCCACAGCAUGGUUUUGAGCUGGGCAAUACCCAGCUGCCUCCCACAGCCUUGUGCUGAGGUCACCUGUGUACUCUGCCUGUGCCAGGUCCUAGAUCUAGGUCUUACGUGGUGGGUUCCGUUCUUUCUCUGGCCAGACCUCUCUUGAGAAGGCCAGCAACACUGCACGUCUCCUUGGGUGCAGUUCCCUGCGCCUUUUCACUCAAGGGCUGUGCCACCUCACUCUUCCCCACCAUGCUUUGGCUACUUGCUGUCAUCUCCAGCGCUGCUGGUGCAGAUUGCAUUUAAGCAACUAGAAGACUUGUCACCCACACGUCUCCACUCUGAAACCAGCGCAGGAACACCCAUGCUGGCCCUGCAGCUGGGCACACUGGUCAGCACUGACCUUAACGUCCCAGCACAGUGAGGAGCAUGGCUAGGCUGUAGGGAGCUGCAGGUCUGGAGGAGGAUCAUAGAAACUGGAACAGGAGAAAACCUUUGAGCUGAGGGUGAAACUCUUCAGGCAAAUAGUUUGUUUUAGGGCAUUAUCUUAUGUUGCUUGUUUUUUUCACAUGCUUUGGAAAGGUGAUUACAUGAUUGAGGUGAUUUACAUUUUGAUACUAAUAUGGUUAAGCUAAUGAAGCUGUGACAAGCACCGGCUGCUCAUGCCCUCCAAGGUGCUUUGUAUCUGCGUAACUUAUUUUGCUUUGCUGAGUCUUGAUACAAGAUACUGUUGUGAGACUUCCAUAUUGAUGUAACUGUCCACACUAGAAGAGCUUUGCACUUCUACUUGCUGGCAUAGAAAAAAGGAACAGUAUCAUUAGUGCAGACUUUGCACUGUGAAUGACCUUGUUAAGUCCCAAGAAUGACUUGCACUUGGUUAUCAUGUUUGUAAGCCUUUGUAGGAUCAGCUGCUCAUGUGAAAAAUUACCUGAUCUUUUACUUUCAGUCAGAUUCUAUCUGAAGGAGAAAUAAUUCUGAAUCUUGCUUUUUCUUCUGAGAUCAUUACAAUGCUAAAAGUGAGGCCUCUGGUUAGGUAAAAUGGCAAAUAUUUUUAUUUUUAUAUAUAUAUAAAAAUUCAUAGUAUAAUUAGUACCUUUCUGGUUUAUUUUCUAUAGAUUGUAUAUGCUAAGGCAUUUUGCUGUUCUCUAGUGGGCAAAUACAGAAAGUAUUUCAGCAUUGGAUGGAGAAUCAAAUUUUCACUGAGUAUAUUUACUGCCAAAAAUAUGUGUUUGAAUUCCAUCUCUCUCCAGCUUUGAAAGCACUUGGCUCUUAGUCUGGCUUCCAAAUGAUCUCAGGACUCCACAGGAAGAUAGGAAGUGAAACAUUUUGCUGGACUCGGGUGCAAGUUUUUUAUGUCUAAUUUUUAACUUAAGGAAGUACAUUUUCUGUAUAAUUGAAAUGCAGCUGAAACAUGGUGAAGGAGAGGUAAAGCUUCAUGUUUUCUGGGAAGCACAUGAUGCUUUGAGUUCAUCGGCCUCUUGCGUCCCUGACCAUCAUGUCUGGUGUCUUGCUAUGCUCCAGGGUAUGAUUUUUUAUUUAAUUAUUUUAAAUUCAGAGUAAUUUUAGACAUUUGUGACAUAAUAUUUUUCAGAAUAAACCAAAUGGCAGAUUUUGCCUAGAGUAGCUUUUUCAGGCUCGAGAACCAUUUUAACCAAACAGGACCUCCUGGAGUAGAUCACACUGGUCGUCUGACCCCUAACCAGGUUACAAAAUGGUUUAUUUGAAUAACGUUUAAAAAUUGUAUAGAAUGUAUUAAGCAUCGCUUCUUACUGUGACUAAUUUGUGCAGUAAACCCAAGGUAUAAUGUUUCCCCCAGUGCAGUGGUGGAAUCAAGGGUGCUGGGGGAGCAUCAGCCCACGCUGGAUGGCUAACACAGGCCUUGCCUUGUGCCCAGCAUGGGGGAGAUGUGCUGCCAUCAGCUCCUUGUUGAGUGCUGUGCUCACCGACCAAACGAUUGUGAUCUGAAUUGUAUUUUGUCCAUCAUCAUCUAUUGUCCUGCAAUCAGCUAUGGUGUCAGAAUCAGCAUGUUGUUGACUCUCCUUUAUGCUGUUAGCUCUCUUAUCAGUUGUCAUUUUUAAACACUAAUGUGCCUUACUGUCAUUGUAGAAGAUUUGUUAGCAAGAAUUUUCUAUCAAAUAUGGUAAAAUCUUUGGGAUUUCUUGAUCACCAUUAAAAGAUUGUAUUUGUUUUUUCUGUUGUCAGACAUGUGCUUACUAGCUUAGGAGAUGCUGCAGCUAUACAUUUUAAAAAGAGAAGCCACACACAUUUGAGCAUUGAGUCCCCAGUCCCCAUUUCUCCUGACAGUUGUGCUCCAUCCCUGCUGUAAGGUUCAGUGUAUACACAGCUGUGUGCACUGCUCUCCUGCACUGUAUGGUACACACAUAAUAGGCACACAUGGAAGUUCCCUGGCAAUGAAAACGGGGCAUUGACUGACGAUAUGUGGCCAGCAGCAGGAUUUCACCUUGUUCUGACUUCAGUUCUCUGUACAGCCAGCCUGCAGCUUGUCUCGUAACAAGUGAUAAGCAAUGUGAUGGCAGUGAUGUGCCGUUUGCCGGUGAGCAGCACCCUCCUGUGGGCCAGGUGAUGCAAGAAACGACGGAUUUGUUCAGGUUUGGUGCUACUUGCACUUUACAAUAUGUGUACUUACAGCACGUGGUAUUACAGAUUUAGCCUUACAAAAUAGCUGCAAUGUAUUUCAGUGUUGACAUAACAAGUUAUAUGACUUGGUCAGGUCAUGGCCAGUCAGUCAGAGCAGAAAUUAGAGCAGCUCUGGGUGCAGUUCUGGGCAGUUACUGUGAGCAUUAUCAUGUCCUUGAGUUCUGCAAAAGAUUUUCUUAAUCGAGCACUGCUCAGCUCUUACUUGAGGAUGCCUUUUACCUUAGGAAACCUCAGAGCCCAUGGUGUUAUUUUUGUGUUGGUGCCAAAAGAGCCGUAGGAGCACUCAAUUAUGGGGAAUGCCAGCAGGAGCUUUCUGCUUUUUUGAAAAGCAUGGGACAGCCACUGCCUUCAGCUGAAUGAGUGAUUCAUGCUGAUACAGAGCUAAGGGGCAAUCAGCAGCACCUUUAUCUGUGCUCCUCAAGGCCCUGUCUUACCUGUGAACAACUAAUUCUCACCAAACAUAUUCCUGCACUAGAGGAGACCCCCCAGCCCUGUCUCCUGGGUCACAGGCUGGUGGAAGCUGAUUGGGAAAGGUGCAUCAGGGAUCCAGUCCAUGCAGAGCCCUGCCAGUGCCUGGUAAGCAGCAGGCUAGAAACUUCCUGAGCACUUAGACCUUUGUCACAGCUUUUGCAGCACUUCUUCAUGAAGCUUCCUUCACGUUUCCUUUACUAUCAUCUUGACUCCCACCACACCCUGUGGCAGCUUGCCUCACUGCUUUGUUGUGUGGAAAAGUUUCUCCUUCAGUUUGAAAUCUAAUAGGAGAUCCAGUCUUGUAUAGCAGGUAGUUGGAGAUGUGCUGCAGUUCCUGGGCUUCUUACCCACCUGCAGGAACGUCUUUCUGUCCUGUGGUGUUGAGAUGUACCCUCCAUAGCUUGCCUGUCCACUGCCUUGGUGUGCCAUGAGCUGGUGCAUGCUGCUGGGAGAGCUCAGGAGCCCGCGCAGCUCUGCCUGACACAGAGCCUGCCAUGCUGCAGUGGGGCAAGUUGUACCUACAGGUAGGGUGACCCUGUGAGCCAGCCAACAGCUACAGGGGGAAGCAGCAUCCUGCCAACACGGCCUUGGUGCCAUGGGGGGCUCGUGAGUAGCAUACACGGGUCGAGCCUGAACUGAUGCCAAAUGACCUGGGCUGAAUGCCAGUUCAGUAUGAAAUAAAGAUGUGCCUCCCUGACUUUAUUCCACUGCAUUCAUCUGUAAUCUAUUUAAUCUGCUUACAGAGCCAUUAUAGCAUUUUCAAUUGCCAACUUGAUCAUUUGGAAAAGGGUCAUAAGCACUGGACAUUCGUCAUGCAGAGAAAAACAUGAAAACAGCAUGAAGUGCCACAGAAGUUAGCAGGGAAUUAUUUUUACCCUCCUUAUAUAAAUUGGGAGUGCUCCUCAAAUGCUUACUGUGAUGUGCUUGGAAAUGUUUCUUUUCUCCAUCUCCUAGGAGUGGGCAUCAGUGCUGGAGGGAGGGCUUGUAGCAGGAUGUUAGCAGAGUGGACCGCUGUGUACCGUCCUCAGUGGCUGCACAGUUGAUGGGUGUGUGACCUCUGCAGCCACAUUCUUUUAGAUCUGCUACCUCUGCACUUAGUUGCUUUGCAAGGACAUAUGGUCCAUCUCACAGCUUUCAAAAUAGACUAAAAAACAUGCCUUGCAUGUCUGUCUGCACGGUUAAUUGCUGGGAGUGAGCUGUAGCUUAAAUAGUUGCUCUUUAUCAUGUUUAUUUGUAGAUUCCCUGGUCCCUCUCAAACUCUGGAGUGCUGUGACUGCAUUACCAUGUGCAGUCACAGGGUGAAUGACAUUUUUUGCCUCAUAGUAUUUGUGUCUGGAGAGAACUUCGUCUUCGCAUUGCAUGCUCUGCUGUGAUCCCUGUGUGUUAGCAUAAACUUCCUUGCAAAGUAGUGGGAAGCUGCAAAAGCUGUUCUAUUUUCUGGGAUGUCCUGGUGCGCUGGUUCCACGUUCUCUGUUGUUAUCUCUUGCAGAAACGUGAAUAAUUGCUUCCCAAGAAACCAUCCAAGAGGUUCUGUUCAGCUUUUUUGCCUUUGGAUGCUUUUGUGGCAUUUUGCUCUGUCUCAGCAGUGGGACCAAUUCUGGGCUUAUCUCCUUUUCCUUCUAUUUCCCUUAAGAAAGAAGAUGAUUUGCAAAUGUAUAUGUAUUGACAUAUCAUUUCCAAGUGGAACUGAUCCAGCAGCCAUCUGAAAAGACUGUCAAGUCCCAUAUCUGAAGGGAAAGACAAGCAUCUCUCUUAGAUACCUGGCACCAUUACCUGGCUCACUUGCCUUGUUUUUCUGUAAAGCUGCGUGUGAUAAGUAACUGUGGAGCAGAGGGGUGCAGCCGUGUACUAAGCCAGGCUGGCCCAUUUAUGGAGCCAAGACAUGUGUGCUGCUAUUUGACAGGCUUCCAGAAGCCAAACAGUUGUCAAUGUAUUUACAAGCCUUAAGGCAAAUCAAAAAUCCUUGUGCAGUGCAGUUAGCUCUGUUCUAAGGGAAAUGAGUGAUGCCAGCUCAUCCUGCUAAACAGAAUUGGUGCAUUGACACAGUGGCGAGACUUGAAUUUGCAGCACUUACCCACUGCAAAGUGCCUGGGUAACAAUCUCAGACACAAUUUCAUGGGUUUUUUCUACUUUAGGAUAGGAAAGACAACAGCCCACUACUGCAUUUUCCAUGUACCUGGAACUUGGACUUGUGCUGCUCUCUUGCUAGCCUGCUGCAAUGGCUGUUGCAUAGAUGAAUGCUACAUUCCUCAUAUACUAUGCCGUAAGUGCAAACUUGGGAUUUCAUGCUUUCUGCUUGUCUUGAAAACAGAGGGUGCCAUGCUGCUGGCAGGCAACAUACUGCCUACAGUUGCAUGGUUCAGGCUGAUACCAUCUGCCCAACCCAGCCUUGCCCAGAAUGGAGCUAAACAGUUAAGUGAGUUUAUAGUGGCAAUAAAGAACGGCUCUUCAAGUUGAGUUUGAAAACAAACAGUUUCAGGAGUUAGCUGUAGUGACCUUGCAUUUGGAGCAGUGCAGCCUCACUCGGCUCAAGGUCACAUGAAGUUCUGUUGUGGGUUUCUUUUUUAAGCUGUCUUACACACAUAUUCUAGAUCAAAGGUGAAGUGUUUGCAGUUCCUGCCCUUGCCUCACCUCAUGCGGUAGAAGUGGUUUCAGAGAUGUACACAGUGCUCAGUGUCACUAUGUUCUUACACCCCUUCUGCUAGGAUGGCGAACAUAAAAUGACCUCCAAGCCACAGCCUGAACUUCCAUCACAGAGAGGACUGCGCAGAACCUGCCCUAGCAUGAAGGUUUGCUGUUUUGAAGAGUUUGGUACCGAGAACCUCUGCAGAACAGAAAUGCAUGGGGAAGCCAGCUGGGACAAGGAGCUUGAGAAUGUAAUUGCAGUGAAACUCUCCUGGUGCAAUGGAGGACACGUCAAGACAGAAGUCAGGACAGAGCAAAGACACACUGUGCUCCCCAGUGCCAGAAGAGCCUCCUUCAAACUUUAUACAUGUCAAACUGGAGGAGUAUGAGCCUGCAGACUUCAGCACCAAGGAACUCAUUCUAAAGAAUGCCAGAGAGGUCUGCACAUGCACUCAUCAAACCAUCAUCACCUUCUUCUGUCGGCUGUUCCCAGUGCUGGACUGGCUUCCCUGUUACAAGGUCAAGACACAGUUGCUUGGGGAUGUCAUAUCUGGGCUCCUGGUGGGGAUAGUCGCCAUCCCUCAGUCCAUCUCCUACUCCCUCUUAGCCAACCAGGAUCCCAUCUACGGAAUCUACACCAACUUCUUCUGCAACAUCAUCUAUGUUGUUAUGGCCACUUCACGCCAUAACUCUGUGGGCUCCUUCGGCGUCCUGUGCCUGAUGAUUGGGCAGUCUGUGACCCGGCACCUCCAGCUAGCAGGGUACAGUGAUGACAGCGCUGGCUCUUUGCUGCUGGGCAACUCCACCUCCUCCAGUAACGGGACGAGUGCCUGUGACAGGAGCUGCUAUGCCAUCACUGUGGCCCUUUCUUUGAGCUUUCUGGUCGGUCUUUACCAGAUCCUGCUGGGGGUUUUACAGCUGGGCUUUGUGUCUGUCUACCUGUCAGAACCUCUCCUCAGUGGCUUUGUGACCGGCUCCAGCCUCACCAUUAUCACCUCCCAGAUGAAGUAUCUCCUGGGACUGAAAAUCCCUCGUCAUGAAGGGGUAGGGUCCUUCAUCCUCACAUGGAUUGACCUUUUCAGAUACAUCCAGAACACCAACAUCUGUGACCUGGUUACCAGCUUGGUUGCUUUGGCCAUCAUAGUGCCUGUCAAAGAAAUCAAUGACCGGUAUAAGGAGAAGAUGAAGGCUCCGUUCCCCAUAGAGCUGCUGGUGGUCAUUGUAGCCACAGUAGUAUCUUACUACUUUAACUUUGAAGAGCGAUACAAGUCUGAUGUUUGUGGGGAUAUCCCCACUGGUUUCAGGAAACCCACUCUACCAGAUAUAAACCUGUUUUCCAGCCUGGCAGUUGAUGCUGUGCCCAUUGCUGUUAUUGGCUUUGCUAUGACCGUCUCCCUGGCAGAAAUCUUUGGCAAAAAGUAUGGCUACCCUGUCCGUGCGAACCAAGAGAUGAUUGCCAUUGGCAUGUGCAACCUCAUCCCUUCUUUCUUCUACUGCUUUGCCAGCUCUGCAGCCCUGACCAAGACUUUGCUGAAGGAGUCCACGGGGACACAGACCCAGGUCUCUGGCCUGGUCACCUCUCUGGUGCUGCUGCUAGUGCUGCUGUGGAUUGCCCCGCUCUUCUACUCACUGCAGACCUCCAUCCUGGGGGUGGUCACCAUUGUCAACCUGCGGGGGGGCCUGAGCAAGUUCUGUGACAUCCCCCGCAUGUGGCAGCUCAGCAAGCUGGACACGGUGGUGUGGUGGACAACCAUGCUGUGCUCCACGCUGAUCACCACGGAGAUUGGGCUCCUCGUGGGUGUCUGCUUCGCUCUGCUCUGUGUCAUCUUCCGCACGCAGAGGCCCCGAGCCACGCUGCUGGGCAAGGUCAGCAGCACAGAAAUCUAUGAGGACCAGUCCACAUACAAGCAGCUCAGCAGCAUUGCCAACAUCAAAAUCUUCCGCUUCGAGUCAUCUCUCUACUAUGCCAACAAGGACUAUUUCAAGACUGUUCUCUAUGAGAAAACGGGGGUAAAUCCUGGCCUGCUGACUGCUAAGCACCAAAAGGUGGAGGCCCAGGCAAAUGCAGACCCAGGCAAGAGAAAGAGCUUUUUCGGCACCAGGUUUGUCUGCCUGAAGCAAGCCAAGAAAAGGUCUGGGAAGCCUCCAGAGGAUGCCUGUCCUCCCUCCCUAGACAUGCACACCCUCAUCCUUGACUGUGGGGCAAUGCAGUUCAUAGAUACUGUGGGUCUCUCAGUGCUAAAGGAGACACGUCAUGACUAUAAGGAGGUUGGUGUUCAGGUACUCCUGGCCAACUGCAACCCUUCCCUCCGCCACCGGCUCCGGGAGGGAGGCUGGGCUGGUGAGGCAGACAGUGGUGGGCAGCUGGCUUUCCACAGCAUCCACGAUGCCGUGCGGUUUGCUGAACGGUGGUACCGUGUCCAGCAGGAGGAGAGCAAGGACAAGGAUGCUCUCCAGGAUGCUGAAGACCUGAACUUCCAGGUGUCUUUAUAAAGCUGUGUGUAAGGACUGUUGCCUAAUGGGGACAGGCUUGGGAUGUACUUGAGAGCAGUUUUAGUCUGCACUCAGAGCAUGCAUAAAAGACUUUGAUGAACUGUCAGCAGCAGGCAUGGGGCAGGCAUGGGGAAGGUGUGGAUUUCAGCAGACAUUGCGAAUUGGUGGAUAAUCCGAGCGGCUUCUCAAGGGCUGUCCUGUGGGAGAGGAGCUUGGAUGGGGUUUCACCCCUGUCCCUGUCGGAAGGGCUGUGGGGCAGGAGGUGCCGUGGGUGCCGGGACCCGUGUCUCGGGUGGGUUCUGGGGGGCACGAUCGAGCCGCGCUGCUCGGCUGAAGCCGGGGCCGACCCCGAGCGCCUCCGUCCCUGGAGCCGCCGCCGCCGGGGGCAGCGGGGCUGUGCCGGUGCCCGCUGCUCCGAGCGGCUGGGGCCGAAGCGCUGCCUCUGG
Molecule: messenger RNA, 11209 nt
Organism: Pezoporus occidentalis (night parrot)
Lineage: Eukaryota; Metazoa; Chordata; Aves; Psittaciformes; Psittacidae
Product: sulfate transporter-like
Exons: 3
Coding region: 8550-10763 (737 amino acids)
Biological process (GO): transmembrane transport
Cellular component (GO): plasma membrane
Molecular function (GO): chloride transmembrane transporter activity; oxalate transmembrane transporter activity; sulfate transmembrane transporter activity
Source: RefSeq, a predicted model, not a curated record